Molecule: messenger RNA, 870 nt
Organism: Penicillium diatomitis
Lineage: Eukaryota; Fungi; Ascomycota; Eurotiomycetes; Eurotiales; Aspergillaceae
Product: C2H2-type zinc finger protein
Exons: 1
Coding region: 1-870 (289 amino acids)
Biological process (GO): regulation of transcription by RNA polymerase II
Molecular function (GO): DNA-binding transcription factor activity; RNA polymerase II cis-regulatory region sequence-specific DNA binding
Source: RefSeq, a predicted model, not a curated record
AUGUCAGGUGACACGCCGAUCUCCAGUAUUGUGUCCAUCUUGAAUAACGACGAUCAUCCAUCUUUUGCUGUUCGGUCGAAUCAGAACCCAAAUCAGACACAGACCAGCCAUUCACCGCAAAGUCAGAGCCAAUACCAACAAGUGACGACUCAACUACCUCCGCCUUUCUGCGAGCCUCAAUAUGCUCGCCAGUACACAGCAUCUCAAUCUCCCAACACAUCACCGCGGGGCAGACAGCGCUCCUCGGGAUAUCCUACGGAAGCGCCGCAGGUGACCUCUCCUGGGUCGUCGGACGGCUCUUCCUACGGGUAUUUAAGCAGCCAAGGUUCCUCCAAAGCCUAUCACCCUUAUGCCCGACAGGAGGCCCAACAGGGGACCUUCACUUACAUCUCCCGGGGCCCUGCUGCCCCACGCACACCACCAGAAGUCCCCAUCAACCAGGACCCCGAGACGAAAAGCCCCAGAUCCCAAUCUGUGUCCUCUCGGGGAUUGGGCCGCAAGAGCAAAUAUCCCUGUCCAUACGCACGAAGUCAUGGCUGCACGGCCACAUUCACGACGUCGGGUCACGCUGCUCGCCACGGUAAAAAGCACACGGGGGAGAAGAGCGUUCACUGCCCGAUCUGCAACAAAGCCUUUACGCGCAAGGAUAACAUGAAGCAACACAUCCGCACCCAUCGAACUCGCUCGAAUGAUAAACCCUCCGCGUCGGCCGAGACGGACGCUGAUUCUCCGUGGGCCGAACCCCAUUCCGACGCCAACGAGCCGGCUGUACAUCUCAGUCGUUCAACGAGUCGCUCGACGGUCGCCAGUACCAUCACACCUUCAUCGAUCACUGGGCCACAAUCUUCCCUCAUGAAAGAUGACAGAUGA